Messenger RNA from Cadophora gregata, 489 nucleotides. RefSeq lists its product as uncharacterized. The record is from RefSeq and is a predicted model, not a curated record. Bases 1 to 489 code for a protein of 162 amino acids. NCBI's taxonomy places the organism in Eukaryota, Fungi, Ascomycota, Leotiomycetes, Helotiales, Ploettnerulaceae. The transcript is spliced from 2 exons.
AUGCGAGAAUUGAUCAACCUCCCGGUUGAGGUCACUACUCAAAUAUUUUCAGCAUGCGAUGACAUUUCAUUAGUCCUGGCACUCGCUGCAUCAUGCAAGAAACUCCACUCGGUCUGGCAGACCAACUCCUCAGUAAUUGUAUGGAGGUUAGGCAUCACAUCCAAUAUCAGAUCCUUUGAUAUCGCAUUGAUGGCCGUCCGCGCAACAGCACUCGUCCUAAAAGCCAGCCAGGCCAACCUGCCACCACCUGAAUUCCCAUCCAUAUACGCACUCAGCGGAAAAGCUCAAUUGCCCACAGUGGAUGAAUUCAAAGAAGUAUUGAACAUGCAGCAUCUAGUUCGCUGCGUCGAGCACAUGUACUUCCACUCAUCCAUCGACAACGACACCCUCUUCGGAGGCUGCAUGCUCCCAUUAUUGGUAAUCCUACGCAGAUGUGAGGACUUGCCUUUUGAAACAACCUCAAUCAUUAAUGGCCUACCAAGGAAAUGA